AUGGCGUCGUGGGAGCCGCUCUCUCUCUCUCUCUCUCUCUCUCUCUCUCUCUCUCUGCUUAGAGGGAAGAAGCUGUCCCGGAAGGUCGUCUUGCCUUCGCGAGCGUCCCCUCUCUCUGCGGGUUACGAUCUUCCGAGAACGGCUGAGACGUAAAUACCGGCGAGGGGAAAAGCCCUCGUCCCUACCGAUCUGAGCAUCGCAAUACCCGAAGGUACAUUUGUUGCUUCAGCGCCGGGAUCAGGUUUGGCAUGGAAGCAUUCGAUCGACAUCGGUGCGGGCGUGAUCAGUGCGGACUACAGAGGACCGGUUGGGGUAAUCCUGUUCAACCUCUUGGACGUCGACUUUGAAGUGAAGGUGGGUGACAGGGUUGCGCAGCAGAUCAUUGAGAAGAUCGUGACUCCCGAUGUUGCGGAGGUGGAGGACGUGGACUCGACUCUGAGGGGCGAGGGCGGGUUUGGGUUGAUGGUGGUGUGA
Syzygium oleosum is the source of this 474-nucleotide messenger RNA. Its product is annotated as deoxyuridine 5'-triphosphate nucleotidohydrolase-like. Lineage: Eukaryota; Viridiplantae; Streptophyta; Magnoliopsida; Myrtales; Myrtaceae. Gene Ontology annotation, biological process: dUTP catabolic process; dUMP biosynthetic process. Gene Ontology annotation, molecular function: magnesium ion binding; dUTP diphosphatase activity. The record is from RefSeq and is a predicted model, not a curated record.